AUGGCUGAUAUAAACUUGCACCAAGAAUCACAUGUUGACCUUUUACUCGGAGGCAAUAUAUAUUCACAAAUAUUACUUGAAGGUGUAAAAUGGAAUCAUGAUCGCUCACUUGUGGCCCAGCGUACCGUGUUUGGUUGGAUCAUUACCGGCAAAUCAUCAACUCCGAAUAAAUCACCUGUCGCUUCUUCGUUCUACAACGAACUUAACCUUAGUCACCAGUUAUCAAAAUUCUGGGAACUGGAGGAAAUACCUGAAGCUUCUCGGAUGUCGAAAGAUGAUGAAUAUUGCGAGGAAUAUUAUCUGGCUACCACCUAUCGUGAACCAUCUGGCCGUUUUGUGGUUUCUCUUCCUUUUCGUAGAAAUUUCCGGAUUGAAACAUCUUUAGGAACUUCUCGCAAUAUUGCUUUACGGCAAUAUCUUCGUAACGAAGCCAUAUUAAGUAGAUCUCCCAACGAUAAAGCCGAAUACGAUAACGUAGUGAAAGAAUAUGAGACUUUAGGCCAUAUGACACGUAUUACGGAUGAACUUUCGGUUCUUGACAAUUCAUCUUACUACUUACCACAUCAUGCUGCUGAAACCAGACAGCACCACAACUAA
Molecule: messenger RNA, 597 nt
Organism: Lucilia cuprina (Australian sheep blowfly)
Lineage: Eukaryota; Metazoa; Arthropoda; Insecta; Diptera; Calliphoridae
Exons: 1
Coding region: 1-597 (198 amino acids)
Source: RefSeq, a predicted model, not a curated record